UCAAUCAACUAUUCAGAAUAUUUUCAACAGUGUUCGCCCAGCUCGUGUUCAUAUUCAUAUCGUCAGAGAUUUGAUUGGUUCUAUACUGUUACUGUCUUACUUAGUUCGUUUGGUGGUUUGACAUUCAUUUUGAAGUGGUUGUGCCCUAAAAUUAUUCUUGUUCUCAAUCAAAUAUAUCAAUACUAUCGAAAGAAGAGAGGUACCGUUGAACAGAUAUCUGAGCAAUCAUUGGAGGAGAAUCCUAAUGGUGCUGAUGAAGUAUUGUCCAGUUCAAUAUCAUCGUUUAGCACGCAGUUCACUUCGAAAAUAUACUGUUGCAUUACUUUUGGAAUGAUUUUGUUCAUUGGUUUGAUAGUAGCAUUAAUAGUCGUAUCUAUUUAUUUAAACGGAAGGAUCAAUGGAAUCUCCACGACAUCGUUAGCUUUGUCGACAACUGUAGAACCAGCGGUUGCUACCACCAUAAUAUCUACAACAACGAUAUUCACAACAGAACCAUCCUGCCAAUUGACCUUUGACCGAUCAAAUUUAUGUUCAUUUAAUCCCACCUCUUUGCUUACUUCACUCACCGUCGAUGAUUUUAAUGGCGAUACUUAUUUAGAUCUUGCUUUUAUUGAUAAUAUAUUUGGUAAUCUCAAUGUAUUGAUUGGCAACAACAGUGGAGCUUUUGCAGCGCCAUUGAUAUAUAAAAUCACAACAACUGAUUCACCGUGGGGAAUCGUUUCGGACGACUUUGACAACGAUGGUAGGAAGGAUCUUGCUGUGGCAAAUUACGGUUCUAGCACUGUAGAUGUUUUCAUGGGUAAUGGUAAUGGCACUUUCCUAACCCAACGAAAGUUUCCGAUUGGACUUGUGAUGCUCCCGAUGGCGAUUAUAGCUGCUGACUUUAAUAGUGACACUCAUAUAGAUCUUAUUGUGUAUGGCGCCGACGCAGGUAUUAUGCUUGGCAGAGGUGAUGGUACUUUUAGUACCGCUGUGAGUCUUUACGAUGAUGACGGUGCUCAACCGAAUUUUCUUACUUGUGCUGAUAUAAACGAUGAUAAUUAUCUAGAUCUUUUCAUCAUUGAAAUGAACCUUGAUGGGAUACUAAUACUGAUUAAUAAUGGUCAUGGAUAUUGUAAAUUGUGGCAAACUUUGAGUUUGGUGGCCUUUUCUGGAUCGACUUCAUUAUCAGUAGCUGAUUUUAAUAAUGACGAUCUAUUGGAUAUAGCCAUUACGAAUUCGAAUAAAGCUAACAUAGGCAUUUUUAUUCAGCAGAACAAUGGUACGUUUGGACAGCAAACAAUAUAUUCAACAGGAAUAUAUAGUAAUCCACAUUCAGUUGUUGGUGCCGAUUUUAACCAUGAUGGCCAAAUUGAUCUUGUUGUGAGUCUCUUUUACAAGAGUCAAGUGGGUGUUUGGUCAGGAGUUGGCGAUGGUACAUUCUUAUCACCGACGAUGUAUUCGACGGGUCCUAGCAGCUCUCCGAAUGGAAUAAUUACAGGUGAUUUAAAUAAUGACAACCGAUUGGAUUUUAUUGUAUUAGAUCACACAUAUCCCAACAUGACUAUUUUUCUCAAUUCAUGCGCGUGUUGCUUAAAAGAGCCUCCGAAAUGA
Molecule: messenger RNA, 1593 nt
Organism: Adineta ricciae
Lineage: Eukaryota; Metazoa; Rotifera; Eurotatoria; Adinetida; Adinetidae
Source: the annotation of a GenBank genome assembly